GUACUUUGCUUUGUUUCACAACUAGCAGCUAGCACUUGUUACUCGUUUCGCCAUUGUUUUACACGUUAGUUUGUUCAGACAGCUCAUAGCGAGCUUUAGCGAGGUAUUUUAUCUUGUUCGUGGUUAAAUCAAAAAUGUUGAGAACCCCAGUGCGUCGAUCUGUGGUUGAAAAUUACCCAUUGUAUUAUCCUUUUGGAAUUACUCGUUUCCGCAACAUUUUGAAAGAUUUGAACUGUGGAAUUGGAUUUAACGAUGGCAUAAAGAUGCUAUUUCUUGGAUGUGGUGACUUAAGAAACACACUUCAGGCAACAGCUAAUGAAAAUGCAAAAGGAUUUCUCAUCUCUCUCAACGACAAUAAUCCAUCAAUUUUGGCUCGAAACAUAACAAUUUUGAAAAUCCUGUCAGAUAAAUCUUUUAAUCCUGAAAAAGAAGAGGAUUUGAGCUUUCUGUGGGAUGUCUGGUAUAAUGCAGAAUGGCCUGAGCUCACCAGAAUAAGAUUCUUGGUUGUCUUGAGGGAUAUCUUGGAUGGACAAUUACCAAAAAAUGUUUCUGUUCCUGAUAAUAAACAACUGCAAAGUUUGAAACAAGUGUGGAGCUCUUGGUUAGCAACUUGUUCGGGAGAUGAAUCAAAAUUGACAUCAUUCAUGCAAGAAAUCAAGAAAGAACGGUCCACAUUUGUCUGGAAAGAGUACAGCAUUUGGAUUGGAGGAUUGCGUGACCUGGCACGUUCGAACAGCAUUGACCACUUUUCUACAGCGGUGGACGAGAUCGCUAAACAUUUGCACGAGGACAAUUUUGUUGGUAUUGAAGAAUUGCCUAAUCCUGUGAUGCAAAAGAAUAGAGAUGAAGUUCUUCGCUUCUUCGCAACUGGCAACUGUCGCCUUCAAAGCGAAACCGGAGUAGUUUGCGUGAAUCCAACCAUGCUCGACCCAACAACUCUUCGAUGGGAAGUUCAUUUCUUAAUAACCCCUUUUGAUGGUUACCUUCCGCUAACUAAAGAAGAGUUCGAAAUUUCGGCCAACGACAACUUGCUAGUCCGAUCGUGUCAGAAAAUACUCAAGAAAUUCGUUAUUUCUUAUCGAAGUCGCAUUCGGGUAGUCAAAAUUUCUGUGCACUUGGAGGAUUUCUUGGAGUUCUGCUACGCCAACACAAAUCAGUUCGACGUCAUUGAUUGUAGUAAUCUUCCCGACCCGAUUGGAUUAGCCAACGUUAUCAACGCUGCAACGUCAAGAUUAUCCGACAAUGAACAAUCUACUUUAUUCACUCAAUCUGUGAAAUGGAAGGAUGUAGGGGAUACAGUGGAGAAAUACGUCGAAGGAUCUCUUUGCGUCCCUUUGAACAUGGUCCCCACCAUUUAUGGAUUGCGAUUGGAUAAUCACGUGGAACUUGGAGCUUCAGCAAUUCUCAACUUGCGACGUCGAAGAACACAUCCGGUGAGCUUAAGAUGGAAGAAAGCACCUUCCUUUCGGAACGUAUCAUUGGCUCCCUCGCCGUUGUUGGACCGUUGUUUGGAUCAAAUAGCAGACAAAUGUUUUGAUAUUUUAUUCCCUCGUCGUAUGGUUAGGCCUCAACCCGGGGAUAAUUGUGGUAUGAUGCUGUACACUGCGCUAACGUAUGACUAUAUAGUCAGCUCGAUGAUUCAACGCGUUGGAGGGGACAACUGGUUCAAUGAAGAACGAAGAUGCAAAGAUUGGAUAUGUGGCUCAUUUGAUUUAGCGAAACGAACAACAAAAGCCUGGAAGAAUGGUCGACCAGUUCUGAAGCUGACAGCCCAUGCCGAUAUACCCUUCCGUCCUCUUAAGGGAACUCCAGUGCUUCGUUUGAUUUUAAUUCCUUGUUCAGUGUUCAACGAAUCCAUGGCAUUCAAAGAUAAUUAUGAUCUGUCUGGCCCUGGGAACCAUAUGAUCGAUAACUUUCAGUUUGAAAUUAAGAAGAAUCGUAAUGGAAAGGAAACAGUGUCACUUUCGUUUUUAUUGGUUCCUGAUCACGGUCUCGAAAAAAGCCACCUUGCUUUCCUUAUGGAUCUUUCGGAUGGAUUUCCGACUUAUAUAUUCAAAGCUCUCAAGUUUAUGCGGACUGAAACGUUUGUUGAACCACAUCCGUUUGCCGCCAAAAUCCCUGCCCAUUCAGCUGCUUCUGUUACUGGGCAAUCUUCAAUGAUGACUGUCAAAAGCUGUAUCGAAUCUGAAGAUCAAUAUCUGCUGAGAAUAGAUAUUUCAUGCAGUGAUAACGUCUCUGGUCUGGCCGUGUCGACGAAUCAGAGAAAGCCAUGCGACUCUGCUCAUGAAAUCACCGUUUCACUUAGUCAACCAAAUGACUUGGAGCCUCUGAGUAUGACGUUUCCCUUUCCGAUCCUUGUUGAUGGUGUUCGUGCUACGCUCCACCGCAAAGACCACUUCAUUAAUUUAGUUUUGAAGAAAGCUGUCCUUGAGCCAUGGCCACAUGAGUUUCAAGCAGAGCAUACGAAAUGGAAUGCGGACCGAUUGAACCUCUGGGCUGAGAAACAAGUGAUGGUGGAGCAUGACAGCGGAAUUGCCCGUCCAUCUUUAUCUUCUUCUUGCAUGAACUCGUCGAUGCUUCAUCUUUUGUGCCAGUUUAAACUUCCUCAGGUUGAGACGCCAUCGUUAUUGAAAAAAACUCCAUUGAACCUAGUUCGUUGCAUCAUCAGAGGCAUUUUUCAACGUUUCACUAGCCGCAAAGCAGCUCGCACAAACUUCGUGCGAAUUUAUCUAAAAGGGUUGUCUGCCGAAAAUCCUGAUUGGUACCUCCGAGUGCAUAAACCGAUUCGCACCUCUCCGGAGGGAAGCCCAAUGCUUAUCAUCUCUGCUUUUGACAGUAAGCUUGCAAAAACCUUGGAAACUCAACAGGAAGCAAGCAAGCUCAAAGCUGGAAAGAAUUUCUCUCGAGUUUUUUCCGUUCUGAAGCCCGAGGAAACCAUGACGGUUGAAGCUGAAACCUCCGAAAGUUUAGAAUUAUUUCGCUACGUUUUAAGACUCAAUUCGUUGAAGAUUUCACCAAUUACUUGGCAAAAGUACAAUCUUCACUUGGGAGAAGACAGUCCUUGGCUAGCCACUUUCCUUUCUCCACUCUAUCUGGAUUCUCCAUCAAUGUAUGGUGAUAUUAACGAGGAGAGUUCCGAAAAUGAGGAUAGUGAAACAUGUUGUCUCAUGUAAGAUACAUUGUGUUGAUGUCGUUGCGGUCCACCAUUGGAUAUUUUGCAACAUGGGAUACCAACAUGACUGAUUUGUGCGUACACACAAUUAUUUUUAUUUUAAUAUCACAUGAAGUGUUUUUGAUUUUUAACUUUGAUUUUUCAAUAAUGAAUAUAAUUCAAUUGUUACUAAAGUAAAUGAAUGAAAUUGAUAAAUAAACUUAGAAGUGGUUUUUCA
Molecule: messenger RNA, 3389 nt
Organism: Daphnia pulicaria
Lineage: Eukaryota; Metazoa; Arthropoda; Branchiopoda; Diplostraca; Daphniidae
Exons: 6
Coding region: 135-3173 (1012 amino acids)
Biological process (GO): regulation of transcription by RNA polymerase II
Cellular component (GO): nucleus
Molecular function (GO): DNA-binding transcription factor activity, RNA polymerase II-specific
Source: RefSeq, a predicted model, not a curated record